Lathyrus oleraceus (garden pea) is the source of this 1632-nucleotide messenger RNA. Its product is annotated as UDP-glycosyltransferase 89A2. The transcript has a single exon. The coding region runs from base 93 to 1496 and encodes 467 amino acids. Gene Ontology annotation, molecular function: UDP-glucosyltransferase activity. Lineage: Eukaryota; Viridiplantae; Streptophyta; Magnoliopsida; Fabales; Fabaceae. The record is from RefSeq and is a predicted model, not a curated record.
AUAACCUAUUUAACGGAAAGAAUGGUCAACAAUAAUCAAUUCUCUACCAUCCCUUUCAUACAGAGAUUGAAGCAAUUACAGGAAACAGAAGCAUGUCGAACACGAAGACUCACAUCCUUGUUUUCCCAUACCCAGCACAAGGCCACAUGCUUCCACUCCUCGAUCUCACUCACCAAUUAUCUCUUCAAAACACAUUCACCAUAACCAUCAUCGUCACUCCCAAAAACCUCCCAAUUCUAAACCCACUCUUAUCAACCCACCCUAACACCCUCCAAACACUCAUUCUCCCAUUCCCUCCACACCCCAAAAUACCCUCUGGUGCAGAAAACAUCCGUGAUGUCGGCAACACCGGAAACUACCCUUUCAUCAACGCUCUUUCCAAUCUCCAAAAUCCAAUUAUCCAAUGGUUUAACUCCCAUCCUAAUCCCCCUGUUGCUCUCAUCUCCGAUUUCUUUCUUGGCUGGACUCAACAGCUCGCCACAAGACUCAGUAUUCCAAGAAUCGUUUUUUACCCUUGUAGCACGUUUUUGAUAGCUGUCAUCAACUGCUGUUGGAGUAACCCACUGCUCUUACAGUCGAAGGAGAUUGUUGAAUUCCCCAAAUUACCCGGGAAACCGUCGUUUAAGUAUGAACAUCUUCCUAGCUUAGUCCUCCGUUAUAGAGAAUCGGAUCCUGAGUCUGAGUUUGUAAGGGAGAGUUUCAUUUCCAACGCUGCAAGCUGGGGAUUCGUUCUGAAUACUUGUGAAGCUUUGGAUGGUCGUUAUUUGGAUUAUAUUCAGGCCAGAUUCGGUAACAGUGGAGUUUAUGCUGUUGGGCCAUUGGGUUCUAUUCGGGUUGAUGCGAAUCUAGAUGGUGGGUCUGACGUGUUACGUUGGCUUGAUCAAUUGGAGGAGGAAGGUUCGGUGGUUUACGUUUGUUUUGGGAGUCAGAAGCUACUGAAAAAGGAACAAAUGGAGGCGCUGGCAUUCGGGUUGGAGAGAUCCGGGACCCGAUUCGUCUGGGUUGUGAAGGCGCCCUCGACGGAGAAGCAAAUAGAGGAAGGUUAUGGGUUGGUCCCGGAAGGGUUUGAGGAACGGGUUUCGGGUCGGGGGAUUGUGGUGAGAGGUUGGGCUCCGCAGAUGGCUAUACUGGGUCAUCGGGCCGUGGGCGGGUUCUUGAGUCAUUGCGGAUGGAAUUCGGUGUUGGAUGCAGUGGUGACGGGGGUGGGGAUUCUUGGAUGGCCAAUGGAGGCUGAUCAAUUUGUGAAUGCAAAGCUGUUGGUGGAAGAUAUGGAAAUGGCAGUGAGAGUUUGUGAGGGGGCGGAUUCGGCACCUGACCCAAAUGAGUUGGGUCGGGUGAUAUCAAGGGUUAUGAAUGCGGAUAGUCGCCAAAAGAGAAGAGCUAAAUUGAUGAAAGAGGAAGCAGUUGGUGCUAUGAGUAAGGAUGGUGUUUCAUCUAAUGAAUUGGCUAAAUUUAUCGAAGCCUUGAAGCAGCUUAGUGUUAAAGAAGAAUGGUAGUGAUCAUAAUCAACAUGUGUUUGUAUGUAUCGCGUUUAAAAAAUGCUGGUUAGUCUAUAUGUUCGAUUCUUCGAAUUCUAUUUUACUUCAGAUUUUUUAUGAAUCAUGAAUAUCUUAAUUAAAAUAUUUUCAUGUA